AUAGCAAUGGCGACUCGCAUGUUACGUUGUCGGUGUCGGUGCGAAAGAUUGCUUUGACGUAUCACGUGGAUGAGUAGUAUCAUCCAGUAUCAUCGAUCAUGAGGAACAACAAAAAAAACGUUAAAAAUAAGGAGCGCUCGGAAGAGGGAAAUAACAAAGAUAAACAACGCGGAAAGACGUUUGACAAAAAGAAAUAUAGAUUACAAAAGUACAGUAACAAAUAUAAAAUUAGCCAAUGGGAGGAAAGAAGAAAGAAAGCUGUGUUACGUGGAUUUUACAAGGAGCUCGAAAAGGAUCGGCAAAAUGUUGCUCAAACCUCAUCAAAUUUCGAAAAUACAUCAAAGAAUACGACUGAGGUAACAAGCACGUCCAAAAAGAAAGGCCAUGCCUUCUACAAAGCCAAACAGGAGUACCAGCGCAAAGCAAAUGAGAAAAAGAGGAGGCAAGAAGAAGCUGCUCGUACAAAAGCUGAACGAGAGGAAGCUUUGAAGAGAUAUAAGGAAAAGAAGAUACGCAACAUAAAAGUGCUAUCGCAGAAGACGAAAAAGGGACAGCCUGUCAUGAAGGGCAGAAUAGAAAUGCUGUUAGAAAAAAUACAGCGAAGUGUAACAUAACUUUGGCACACAUAUAAGCAAAACCAAUUAUAUUUGUUUAGGAUAUAGUAACUUGUUAUUUGUCUGGUUGGACUGCGAUUAAGUGAAAAUGAUAGCAAACUAGAAAGAAUGAUUUGUGCACAUUGUAAGAUAGUAUUCAGAAAAAUAUUGUAACAAUUUCAAUUUUGUUGAAUUAUGCAGGUUUCAUGGAUCAUAUUAAAGUUUUGUAAGAAAGGUUAAAUCUGUUAGAGAGAGAGAAAGAGAGAAAAUGUGCUGAAGUUUUCAGAUACUUUGUACAUAGACUUCAUUUAUAGCAAAGAUUUUCUGUUUAACUAAAUUUUUAAUAAAAUAAAUUUUUUAAACGCGUUCAUUUUCUUUGACUAAUUGUAAAUAUUUUCUUAUCUAGAAACAUUUGUGAUUCUUUUAAAAGAACCACACUUAGAUCCAAUUACGAAUUUUUCAGUGUUUUUGUUUCUAGCAAAGUUUUAUAUCGAAGUAUUAUGAUUUAGUUCGGGUUCAGAUUAGCAUUCAAAUUUAAAUAUAGGUGAAGUUACAGACG
This is a messenger RNA of Ooceraea biroi (clonal raider ant), 1152 nucleotides long. RefSeq names its product thyroid transcription factor 1-associated protein 26 homolog. NCBI's taxonomy places the organism in Eukaryota, Metazoa, Arthropoda, Insecta, Hymenoptera, Formicidae. The record is from RefSeq and is a predicted model, not a curated record. Gene Ontology annotation, cellular component: nucleus.